GAUGAGAUCUGGAGAAUGUGACAUGAUCUGGAACACUCAUAGGGAAAGAGAUAUCACUGCRGGGAUUACUUUACUGUUAAAAACAGUUACUGGAAUUGAUGGAAAUGCGCAAAGACACGCGCGGUUCUUUGGCACGCUGGGGACCGCCGCCCGGAAUGUAGAAGUGUYCGCUUUUAACCGAAGAAUUGGAUUGGAGAAACCACUGCUCAUUUGUGAUUUGCGGUUUUGAGGAUUACGAUUAUGAUUGAUAUCUUGUACUUGUUGUGCCUCAUACCUGUGUCAGGUGCGGUUACAGACCUGACGAUGAUCUCCAACGCCGAGGCCUCCACCCCUCAGCGCUUCUCCAUAUCUUGCCUCACUGGGGAGCGGGAUGCAGCAGAGUUAGACCUGGACAUCAAGAAGGACAACAGCAUUCUCAUCCUCCCCUCACCGUCCCGAUACAGCGUCAAGAGGCCCAAGACCAAGGAGGUGGUGGCCAAUGAGUUUGUUGGUAUAGUGGACCAGACGGGCAUCUUCUAUUGUCAUGCAUCAAAGGGAACUAGUCCUACUAGAAACCUGGUCACAGUUACUCUCAUCAACAACUACAGCAAAGGUCUUUUUGUCCCGGCCCACCUCACAGUGACGACUAACAGAGGGGACACAGUCCACCUGGCCAUGCAGGUCCUCAGCUCCCAGAGGAGAGAUGUCACCUGGAAGUACAAUGGAAACUAUUUCUACAUGACCCACUGGGGUGAUGUGUCCAACAGUACGACUGUGCUAACCUUUGAGGACGUGGCUCGUGCCCACGAGGGCAUCUACAGUGCAGGCUUCGUGGGAGACAGUCCCAUCAAUGGAGCCUGGAUGAGGCUGAUUGUCAGAGACUGUGCAAGUAAGAAGUGGGGUGCCGACUGUGACAAGGACUGUCCAGAGUGUCUCAAUGGAGGGGUGUGUCACGACAGUGACGGGGACUGUAUCUGUCCACCAGGGUUCAUGGGGAUGCGCUGUGAGACAGCCUGCAGAGAGGGGAUGUUUGGCCGUAACUGCCAGGAGUGGUGCAGGUCAGAGCUGGACUGUGUAGGGCUGAGGUUCUGCCUGGCUGACCCUUACGGAUGCUCCUGUGCCAGCGGGUGGUUUGGGAACCACUGCAACAAAUCCUGCCACAGGGAUAUGUACGGGGCAGACUGCAGCCUGAGCUGUAGGUGUAAGAACGGGGGAGUGUGUAACCGUUUCAGUGGAUGUCAGUGUCCCACUGGCUGGAGAGGACAGCACUGUGAGAAAUCAGACCGCGCCCCUCAGAUCUUGGACAUGGCCAGUAGUCUGGAGUGGAACCUUGACUCCAGCCCUGAGAUCCUGUGUUCGGCCACAGGCAACCCCCUGCCCAGCCACACCAGCAUCGAGCUGCGCAAACUGGACAGUUCUGUGCUCAAGGCGUCUCGCACCACCAUGGACUCCCAUAAGAGCACAGCCCAGUUUGAGAUCCCCCGUCUGUCCUUCGAGCAUGCUGGGUUAUGGGAGUGCAGGGUCUCCACCAAUGGGGGACAAGACUCCCGCAAGUUCAACCUCACUGUCAAAGAGCCGCCGUGCCCCAGCACYCCUCCCAAGCUGCUGGAGAAGAGGAGUAAGCAGCUGGUGGUGAUGCCUGUGGACUCCUACAGAGGAGACGGACCCAUCGACUCCACCAAGCUCCUCUACAAGCCCAUGGAGACUGGAGACUCCUGGUCCUCCAUCAUAGUGUACAGUAGAGAGCCUAUAACUCUGAUGAAUCUGAAGCCGUCUACACGCUACCACGUCCGUGUCCAGCUGACCCGUCCUGGGGAGGGAGGGGAGGGAACUCUGGGGCCUGAGGCCAUCAUGGAGACUGACUGUCCAGGUCCCUCCUCCCCUCGUAAUGUCCAGGCCCUGCCCCUGUCUGUGUCUGCGGUGCAGGUGAAGUGGCAGCCCCCUGAGGACCCUAACGGGGGCAUAGUGAAGUACAUCAUAGAGUACCAGCCAGUGGGUCAGGGCAGCCUGCACCCCUGGGUAGAUACUGACGAUGGCAACAAGACGGUUAAAGACGUGACUGCGCUUAACGGGAGUACUCUCUACCAGUUCAGAGUGAGAGCCUUCUCUAAAGUACCGGGGGAGUGGAGCAAGAUGGUCCAUGCCAGGACCCAGGGAGAUGGCUUCCAGGACUUCACUCCAACCACCCAGGGUGUGGGGGGGCGUCCAGGCAGCGAGGGCUACCAGCUGGUGGUGGCGGUAGUGGGGUCUGUGACGGUCACCUGUGUCACCAUCCUGCUGGCCCUGCUGGCCCUCUUCUGCAUCCGCAAGACCCUGCUCAACCGCAGACGCAGCUUCACCUACCAGUCUGGAUCGGGAGAGGAGACCAUCCUGCAGUUUAACUCUGGGACCCUGACCCUGACRAGGAGACCCAAGCCUGCCGCCGAGUCCCUCACCUACCCCAUCCUGGARUGGGAUGACAUCAAGUUCGAGGACGUCAUCGGAGAGGGCAACUUCGGCCAGGUCAUCAAGGCCAUGAUCAAGAAGGAUGGGGCCAAGAUGAGCGCUGCUAUCAAGAUGCUGAAAGAGUUUGCCUCUGAGAAUGACCACCGGGACUUUGCAGGAGAGCUGGAGGUCUUGUGUAAACUGGGCCAGCAUCCCAACAUCAUCAACCUCAUAGGAGCCUGUGAAAACAGGGUCGCUUACACACGGCGGACUCAGGGUCCGCGGAAGCGGAGAAAGAUGCGGCCGCCAAGGACGGCCCGUCCCAAGCACACGGGACAACGCUCGGAGUCCGGCACGAAACACACGGCACACGGGACAGAGGGGAUGGGACACCCGUGGGAGCCGACUAAAAGCAUAGCUACGGCAGACCAGGGCCAAGAACCCACGGGCGAAACUACCGCCAAAGGGAAUAGAGAAAACGGUAGGCAGCAGCAGGCCGACGGCAGACGGCAACGCGAAGAGAGCGAUAGACUGCAAAGGCCCCAAUCAACGAGGAGAACGGGGGGCCCAUUAAUAGGGGCAAGGGACGCCAAAGAUGCCACACCGAAGACACAGGAGGAGUUCAUCCACAGAGAUCUGGCAGCGAGGAACGUUCUAGUGGGAGACAACCUGGUCGCUAAGAUAGCAGACUUCGGUCUGUCCAGAGGAGAGGAGGUCUAUGUCAAGAAGACCAUGGGGAGGUUGCCUGUGCGUUGGAUGGCGAUAGAGUCCCUAAACUACAGUGUGUACACCACCAAGAGUGACGUAUGGUCUUUCGGUGUACUUCUAUGGGAGAUAGUGAGUUUAGGUGGUACUCCUUACUGUGGGAUGACCUGUGCCGAGCUUUACGAGAAGCUCCCUCAGGGCUACAGGAUGGAACAGCCCAGGAAUUGUGACGACGAAGUGUAUGAGUUGAUGAGGCAGUGCUGGAGAGACCGGCCCUAUGAGAGACCUCCGUUCUCCCAGAUCUCUGUACAGCUCAACAGAAUGCAGGAGGCCAGGAAGGCCUACGUGAACAUGGCGCUCUUCGAGAACUUCACCUAUGCUGGGAUAGACGCCACGGCCGAGGAGGCCUGACUUCCAGCCCCCCCAGACCCCGACAGGUCUCGUAGCCCACAGGAGAGGCCCCGAGGCUGGGCACCGCGUUACUGCCGCCCCCCUGCUGCGGCCCAACGUGGGGACAGGUGGAACAACAGACGAUCCACCCGGACCACUAGGCUAUAGAGGGAGGACUGUGAAAGGACACUGUCGAGGUCUGAUGGGGGGACUGGUUGGGAUUGGUUAGGGAGUUGUAACACUGGACUUGGGACACACCUCUGUGCUUGUUUGAAGGAAAGUAUGGAAGAGGAAGGUGCUACAUCACAUGAUACUACACUGCCAGAGUCACAUGAUACUACACUGCCAGAGUCACAUGAUACUACACUGCCAGAGUCACAUGAUACUACACUGCC
Messenger RNA from Salvelinus sp. IW2-2015, 3893 nucleotides. The record is from RefSeq and is a predicted model, not a curated record. Lineage: Eukaryota; Metazoa; Chordata; Actinopteri; Salmoniformes; Salmonidae.